UAAUGGGAAUAAAACGAGGCGACCGAAGCUAGAGAUGCACGAGAGACACCCUCGCUCUCAUUGCUCUUCCUCCCGUAGCCCGUAGGUCGUAGUGACUUUUUUUGUACCCUCGCCGGAGUCUUGAACCACCAAUUUUAUUCCCUUCCAUUUCCCUUCUCAUCCCAUCGCCGGCGCAGCUCCCCCAUCCGUGACGCUUUCCUUAACAACCUCUCCUCUGGCUUAUCUCAUGGCCGCAGGCGCCGCCGAUCCCUCUUCCCCCUCCACCUCCCCCCGUUCCUCACAGGCCACCCUCCACCCCGGGCCUCAAGUCAACGGGGCGGAGACCGGGGCUCCUCCCUCCGGUGUCCCGCCUUCCCCUUCCUCCCCGUCGCCGGUCGUCGCGAUCCCCGACCUGGAGAUCUCAGAUCGAUCCCCUCAUGAGGCGCCUCCAGAAGAUGCGUCUAGGACUCCAUCGGACGCCGCCCAAGGUAAGAAGCAGGCUUGGAUGCGACCGCCCAAUGUGUCGGCGAAGGGGGGCGCCGCCGUGAUUGGGGGAGCCGCGUCUUGGCCCGCUCUCUCGGAGUCCGCUAAACCCUCCCCCAAAUCAUCCUCGUCCGAUGCCCUGAAAUCCCUUCCUGAUGCACCGCUUUCUGCGCCGGCGGGCUCUGCGACGUCUACUUCUUCGCCAAAUCCCAACUCUAAUCCUUCUCUACUCCGGAACCAUGCGACUCCUGCCCGUCAGAAAUCAAUGAAACGUGGCGGAGGCAGUCAUAUUAGUAGCAGUGGCACAGCUGCUGAUGGCGGGAUGUUACUGUCUUCACCACCACCUACUUCGUCACCUAUGGCAAAUUCGGAGAAGCAUCAACCUUCAGAAGUCACACUCUCACCUCGAGAUCAAAUUCCUAGAAAAACCACUAAUUGGGACCGUGGAAACACCACGGGCGGGUCUGGAUCACAUGCCGAUGAUGGUGGCGACCGUAGAAGCUAUGGUGGUAACCGGAGGUGGAACAAUGGUGGGGGUGCUGGUUCUCACAACAACUAUAGUAACCACCGUGAUGUUGAGCGUGGAGCCUAUGAUGGAUAUCGUCGCAAUGCAGGCGCCUCAGACGUUCGCAUGCAGCCGCGGAAUACCAGGCUCAUCAGGCCGCCUACACCCGUGUCACCUCCUUUCCUUGGCCAUCAUCCUCCUCAGCCGGGGCCUUUUGGGAAUCCAAUGGUCUUUCCUGAUGUACCUUCUCCUAUCUUUUAUAUUGCUACUCAGACACCUCCUGGAGGUGUGCCCUUCGUACCUCAUCCAGCAGUGCCUCAUCAAAUGUUUAUUCCUGCUAUUGAUCCACAACGUGCCAAUUUAUUGAAGCAGAUAGAUUACUAUUUCAGUGCAGAAAACUUGUGCAGAGAUGUUUAUCUGAGGCAGAACAUGGAUGAACAAGGAUGGGUUCCAGUGUUUUUGAUCGCUGGUUUUAAUAGAGUCAAGCAAUUAACAAACAGUGUAGAAUUCAUAUUAGAAACCUUGCGGCUGUCAACUGUAGUGGAAGUUCAGGGCGAUAAAAUAAGGAAGCGUCAUGAUUGGAUGAAUUGGGUUUUGCCACCAACUGAUAGUCAGUCUGCUAAUGCUUCUGUAGCAUAUCUAAACUUCAAUAAUCUAGCAGCUCGUUUGCAGUCUCUUGGAAUUGGACCUGCGUACCAGAACAGCAUGAGAUUUCCAGAUCCCAAUGAGGUUUUACUCAGCAGAUCAGCAUCCGGUAAUUUGAGUAACCAGUUUCAGGUGCCUGUAAAUCAUAAUUGGGAUGCGAAUAGUCAAGUCACUAUUGCAGAUUCAGAUCGGAUCAAGUCUGGACGAAGUUUACACAGGAGCGACACAUUUUGAAGUGCAUUCACUUUUGAUGUCUAAGGCAUAGGUAAAACAUUUGCUAUGCCAAAACUGGGAAGCUUUUCUGAGAUUGAAAAAUUUAAAAUAAAAAUAAAAUCUUCCAAAAUUCUAAGAAAGAGGAAAUUUGAACAGAAAAAGGGAAACAGAAAUACAAGCUACAAUUAUGAGGAGGUUCUAUUUCUGGACAGAUGGUGUUACUGCUGCCUAUCUUUUGAUCAUUAGUAGCUGUUCCUCUUAAUAUUCAGAUCAAACCAUUUCUUUUCUAAUCAAGGGCCUGGACUAGGCUCAUUUUGAGUUCCUCUUGUAAGCAAUCAAAACAUCCCUUAGGAGAUUAGUUUUCUUUCUCAUCUUUUGAGGAAUUUUGCUGCAUAAAUUAAGGGCUACGCUGGAAUGUCAGACUAUUUUGCUAGGAUUUCGUUUAUCACUGCUGACUGAGAUUCAAUAAAUAUUUACUUGAACUA
Molecule: messenger RNA, 2310 nt
Organism: Zingiber officinale
Lineage: Eukaryota; Viridiplantae; Streptophyta; Magnoliopsida; Zingiberales; Zingiberaceae
Product: la-related protein 1B-like
Exons: 6
Coding region: 227-1846 (539 amino acids)
Molecular function (GO): RNA binding
Source: RefSeq, a predicted model, not a curated record